Molecule: messenger RNA, 768 nt
Organism: Chenopodium quinoa (quinoa)
Lineage: Eukaryota; Viridiplantae; Streptophyta; Magnoliopsida; Caryophyllales; Amaranthaceae
Exons: 1
Coding region: 1-768 (255 amino acids)
Source: RefSeq, a predicted model, not a curated record
AUGGGAGAUACCGUGCAAUGGCCUAGGAAGAGCGACAAGCCAGGAGAAAAGAAAGAUCCAUCAAGGUGGUGUGAUUUCCAUUCAGAUAUUGGGCGGCACACUACUUAUGAAUGCGUGGCGCUUAGAAAGGAGGUUGCCUACUUGCUGAAGAAAGGAUAUCUCAAGGAACUCAUGGCGGACAGGUCUAAAGCCCUAGGCAGAGAAAGAGAGUCCAAUCAAGGUGGACCCUCGCCUCCUCCUCCAAUAGUCAAAACAAUCAAUUUCAUCUCCGGAGGAUCAGAAGUGUGCAGUUUGACGUACUCAGCAGCAAAGCGUCACACCAAAGAAAGUAACAUGAACAAGCCAACCAAGAAGGUGCAUGCAAAGAUAGAUAUUCCAAUCAUAUUUGAGGAAAGUGAUGCAGUGGAAGGGCACCAUGAUGGCCUAGUAAUAUUACUGCCAGUCAGAAACUACUUAAUCAAGAGGAUCCUAGUUGACAAUGGAAGUUCAGCCAACAUCAUUAUGCUCGAUACAGUAAAACAUAUGAGCAUUGACAAGAAAUACAUCAUCAACAAGUUAACAAUGCUUGUCGGAUUCAAUGGAGAAACUAAGAAGACCAUUGGAGAGAUUACAUUGCCUACCUAUGCAAAAGGGAUCAAUCUGCAAGUGAUGUUCCUAGUGAUCGAUACUCUGUCAUCCUACAACAUAAUUUUGGGCAGACCUUGGAUACAUGAAAUGAAAGCCAUCCUGUCUACAUACCAUCAAAUCAUCAAAUUUCCCACCAAAUAG